AUGAAAGUAGAAUUAAAUCAAGAAAAAGAUAAAACAUCUUCUCUAUCACGUAAAAAACGUCGUCAACUUGAGAGAAAAUUAAUUAAAGCAAAACGAAAUGCAUGGCAUCAUGGACAAAAAAUUCCAAUGUCAAUUGAUACUGUUUCACCUUCAAUUGAACAUCAAGAAAAUUUAGAAAAGAAAAAGAAAAAGAAAAAGAAAAAGAAAAAAAAGAAGAAAAAUAAAUCAUCAGAAUUAACAUUUGAUGAAAAAGCUGCUAAAGAACAUCAUCAAAAAAUUUUACUUGAAGAUAAUCAAGCUGAAGAUACUCAUAUUAAAAAAUUAGAAAAACUUUUACGCAUUAAAUCUAAUAGAAAAACUUAUUUACGUGGUUUUAUUGAUGAUGGAUUAGAUUAUUUACUCGAUUUUUGUGAUAAAGAUCGAAGAAAAAAAAUUAUGCUUGCAGAAGGUGAUGGACAAGGUAAUGCUUGGUAUGAUGAACUUGAUGAAGAUCAACAAUGGUUAGUAAAUAAACAAAAACAACAAGUAGAAUUAGCAAAUCAACUUGAAAAUGAACAAAACAAUAUUAAACAAGAAAAAACAAAAAAGAAAAAAACAUCUGUCGUGAAAUUUAAUGAUCAGGUUCAAACUAAAAUGAUUGAUAAUGAUUCAAUAGAUGAUGAAGAAGAUUUUGAUGAAGAUGAAGAAGAAGAAGAAGAAGAUUUUGAUGAGGAUGAAGAGGAAGAUUUUCAUGAAGAACAAGAAGAAGAAGAAGAUUUCAGUGAAGAAAUAGAAGAAGAAUACAAAGAUGAUGAUAUUGAAGAAACUUCACCGAUGAAAGAAGAUAUUUAUGGACGAACAAUUGAUGUCAAAGGCAAUGUUGUCAAAAAUAAUUCAAGUACAGCUUAUAUACCUCCUGCUCUUCGUCAAAAAUUAACUUCAUCAGAUGACAAUUCAACUGUAGAACUAAAACGUCAUCUUCAAGGUCAAUUAAAUCGUUUAAGUGAGAAAAAUUUAUCAUCAAUAUUAAUUGAAAUCGAAACACUUUAUCGUUCUCAAUCUCGUGCAUCGAUUAAUUCAUGUUUAUAUAAAUUAUAUUAUGAUAGUCUUUUAUCAUCACUUUCAUUGACAGGUGAAAGUUUACUUUCUGAACAUGCUUUACUUGCUUGUCUUCUUCAUGCUAAUAUUGAUUUAAAAAUUGGUUCAGAUUUAUUAGAAAAUUUCUUACCAGUAUUCAUAGAACAUAUUAAUGAUGAAGUAUCGAAUAAAAUAAAUGAUAAUUUAAUAAUAUUUAUUUCAUAUUUAUAUGCAUUUCAUAUGACAAAUGGAAAAGUUUUAUUUGAUAUAGCUCGAUAUUUAUUAAAUAUUGAUCAAUUAAAUGAAAAACGUCUUGAAUUAAUUCUUUUAUUAUUAAAAACAAUUGGAUUUAUUUUACGUAAAGAUGAUCCAUUACAAUUAAAAGGUUUUUUACAAGAAUUACGAACAUCAUGUUCAUCAUCAACAUUAUUAUCAUCAUCAUCAAAACGUGUUGAAUUUAUGAUGGAUACAAUAAAAAGUUUAAAAAAUAAUGAUGUUAGAAAAUUACCAGGUGGUUUUGAACCUGAACGAGAUAAAAGUGUUGAAGAUGCUAUUAAUACAUCAUAUGGACAAACAUUAAAACGUUUUCAUGGAUGGAUUACACGAGGACUUUUUUCGAUUGCAAUUCGUUCAUCUCCUUACAAAGAAGAUUUUCUUCAAUCACUUGCUAUAGAUCCGAAUGAUGCUCGAGAAGUUCUUUUUGAACAACAGAUAUUAAAUGAAAUGAUUGAACAUGGUUCAAAUAUAAAUAAUGUUCUAAAUAAAAUAACAGAUUUUUAUAUUGAAAAUGAACUUGAAUCAGAUGAAAUUAUUGGAUGA
Rotaria sp. Silwood2 is the source of this 1875-nucleotide messenger RNA. NCBI's taxonomy places the organism in Eukaryota, Metazoa, Rotifera, Eurotatoria, Philodinida, Philodinidae. The record is from the annotation of a GenBank genome assembly.